AUGUCGUACCAAGCUGACAGCCGAGUCUCCCCCACAUCUUCCUCUUCUCCAGACGCUGAUACUGAGACUGAACACGUCGAAUACGUUCAACUCCAGGAUAAUCAGCCUUCCCCAGCUGCUGAGACUGAACACGAGGAAUACUUUCAAUUCCAGGAUCACCAGACUUCUCCGGCUGCCGAGACUGAACACGAGGAAUACGUUCAAACCCAGGAUCAUCAGCCUUCGUCGGAGUCCUUGACCCUACCUUCCCGACCGUGGGGGUUCCUAAGCUUGCCCCGUGCGGUUCAGGACAUACUCGUGCCCCCGCCGGUUGAAAGUGGCCAUCGUCUUCGCCGAUCUGGCUCGCGGUCGAGACGUGGAGCUCGAAGCCCUGUUGAGCCAUUCGUUCCGUCGCCGUUACGGAUUGUAUCGUCUGCCAUGUCUGCAGCAAAUUCUCCAGAGAGAGAACAGGCUAAUACUGAGGAUGUUCGGCGUAGAUCAUUCGAUCAGCCUACGCCAGACGACCGUCAAGCUCCCGCUGCUCAGGGACCUGGAAUUGAUGAUGAUGAUGCCAAGUCAGAUAUCUCAACAGUUUCGUCGGAGAAGACGGGGUCGAAAAAGAAAACUGCAGGACGAAAGGCAAUGGCCGCUGUGAUGUCGGGUUUGGAGGGGCGGUUGUUUCCUCGAAGUUUGAGUCGUGGGCGAGAGUCCAGUCGGGGAUCGUCAAGUCGGGAGGUUUCAAGUCGCCGGAGUUCCUCGUUGGACUUGCAUUCUCCCUCAUCCGACGCACGGCUUAGUCGUUCUGUUUCCCCCACCAACCGUUCCUUUCAACCUGAAUCUCAACCCAUCACCCCCACCACCUCCAACACAGGAAACUCACUCAAGAUGGAGAGCACUCACAAUAAAUCCGACGAGGCCCUGGUUAAACCCUCUGGUAGUAUGCCUACCUACGUGAAGCCAGCUGAACAUGGCGAGUCUGGAGAGCGCCUCGCGAAGGACGUCUUCGAUCGUGACAACAACCUCAUCGAAAGCAGCAGCGAUGACGACGAUGAUGAAAGCGACGAUGAAGAUGACGACGACUAUGAGGGUUCUGGAGACGACGAGCCUAUUCCCGGAGUGACCUUCGUGACCGUCGGUCGAGGCCGCAAGGACAAGAAGCGUGACGACAUCACCAGCAUCACCGCCAGCGACUUCAACAAGCCAAAGGACGCCAACCUCAAUAUCACCGAGCAACAGCCAUCGGCCCCCAAGCACAACAUCCCCGGCAUGGACAAGAAGCCGCGAAAGUCGGUUCUGAAGACAGUCAUUCGUCCUCAGACCAACUACGAGAUCCCCACUCCACGCGCCCGAUCUGCAGCUGGUACUCCAUGCGGAUCAGAUGACGAAGAAGAAGAGGCCGCUAUCAACCGUGCCCAGGGACUCAGCAUCUACGUGUCCACGAUCGACAACCGCGUGCCCAACCGCUCCAUCCGCACGAUCGUCCGUGGUGAGUUUGACGAGAUCCAGAAGGAAGCCGACGAGGGUCGACGCCGCCAACGCAAGUACCUCGUUGCCACCGAUCUCAGCAAAGAGUCUGAGUACGCCCUGGAGUGGACGAUCGGCGGUCUGUUGCGCGACGGCGACACCAUGUAUGCGAUCUACGCCAUGCAUGAGGAUGCUGCCGCCUCCGCCGUCCAGGUCGGUGAAGGUGCCAAGGCCAUGCAAGACACCAUGGCCGUCGUUGGCAGUCAGACCAAGGAGGUCUCCCGUGCCGGCACUCUCAACCUCUUGGGCCGGUUGAGCUCCGGUGUUGCCAGCAAGGCUGGCUCUGUUGAUGCGCGUGCCUCUCCAGCUGCGGAGGCAGAACGAGUCCGAGCAGUCGAAAAGAUCUCGGAUAUGUGCAUCGGGCUCCUUCGAAAGACGGGCUUGCAAGUCCGCAUUGCCGUGGAAGUCAUCCACUGCAAGAGUCCGAAGCUGAUGAUCACUGAGGCCAUCGACGAGCUGGAACCGACCCUCGCAAUCGUGGGUGCUCGCGGCCAAAGUGCCUUGAAGGGAGUGUUGCUCGGCUCCUUCUCAAAUUACCUCAUCUCCAACUCCUCGGCUCCGGUGAUGGUUGCUCGCCACAAGCUCCAGCGCCAGCUGCCAAAACAGCAGGCGAACGCGAGACUCGCCAACAACCUCAACCCCUCCAAGAGCCUCUUGGAGAAGCUUGAGGCUGAGGCUAAGGCUGAGGCCAAGGCCAAGGCGAAGGCGAAGGCCACCACCGGGGCCGCGGGGAAGGCGGUGGUAAAGGUGGAGGAGAAGUCGGAGGAGAAGGCCAAGGAAAAGGCCAAUUAA
Penicillium cataractarum is the source of this 2295-nucleotide messenger RNA. RefSeq names its product universal stress protein family domain protein. The transcript has 4 exons. Lineage: Eukaryota; Fungi; Ascomycota; Eurotiomycetes; Eurotiales; Aspergillaceae. The coding region runs from base 1 to 2295 and encodes 764 amino acids. The record is from RefSeq and is a predicted model, not a curated record.